Effrenium voratum is the source of this 1347-nucleotide messenger RNA. The record is from the annotation of a GenBank genome assembly. Lineage: Eukaryota; Dinophyceae; Suessiales; Symbiodiniaceae.
AUGGAGCCCAGAGACGCGCCCAUCCGAUCCAAAGGCGUCCUUUGCCUCGCACUGGCGCCGCUGGUUCCGCAGCUGGCCCUGUGCGGCUUCCCUUCGCACCGCUGGCUUGCUCCCUCCGAGAUCCGGCUCCGGAGUCCACGGGCCCUGCCGGUGGAGGACACAGUGCACGUGGUGACCCUCCGGAAGCCGGGGGAUCAAGUGCAUGCUUGUGCCUGGAGGCGCUGCUGGACAUGGAAGGAGCGGGUCCUGGGGGACGGCCACGACUUCUUCGUACCGCGGCAGAAAACCACGGCCAAGCUGGCAAAAGCGCUGCUGCGCGAGGAGGGCUUGGAGGAGGUGGCAGUCCUUGGGAACUGCAAGCGCCUGGACAUCUAUGUCGCCUCCGAGAGGAAGCGUGAGGAACUGCCGGAGGUCCUGGCAGCCGCGCUGUGCCGGCAGAUGGCCUGGCACAGAACCUUCGCAGUAGGUUGGCUCUGCCAAGUGCUGGAUGUGCCGGAGGCCGUGGCGGAGCCCGCGGACUGCGAGAAGUUCCGAGGCCAGGUGGCGGAGGAGGCCUUGCGCCUCCUCGCGCGCUUGGAGCUGCGAUCGGGCGAGGAGUCCGCCGCCUACCUCUGCCGUGUGGCGGCGGCGCUGGAGGGCCGAGACAAGGAGAAGUUCGAUCCCUGCAACGCACGGGAGGCGCACAUCAUGCUCCAGCUGAAGCGCAGCCUAGAGGCCGUGGACGACCAUGACGGCCCCUGCGGCCGACGCCUGCGGCUUCUGCUACGCAUGGCCUUGGAGGCGGGGAAGGCGGCCCGCAGUGCGACGCUCCCGGAGCUCGCGGGUUUGGGGUCCAAGGCGUCGCGGAGGGCGGCCUUCGAGGCGGCGGAGGUCAAGGUGGUGAAGCCACAGGUGGCGAAGUGUGUGGCCAAGCUUCGCGGCCUCAGGCACGGGCGGCGCGUGGCCGCGCUCCGCGCCCGCGCGGCGGAGCUGCUGGAGGCCGCGGAGCUGCGCGCCGGGUCCGAAGCGGAGACGCGGGCGCGGAGGCGCGUGAGCCGUUUGCUGCACGCGCCCAGCCUGGCGCUGAAGGCAGGCCGCCAGGUGGACGAGCAGCAACUGCUGCAGCAGCUCAGCUGCAGUGAAGGCUGCGGUGCCUCACAAGACAAGCCCCUUCCUGAGGGCGGGAAGACUGCGGCGGAGCUGGGAGCUAUCAACGGCCCGGGGCUCGCGCCGGGUCUUCGUCCUGAGCUGUUGGCACUGCUUCGGGGCGAGGCGGAGCCGGUGGAGCCGGCGGAGUCGGAGCCGGAGGGCCCGGAGCUUCUCAAGGGCAUGUCUGCGGAGCAGCGGGCCAUGCUCUUCAUCGACUGA